Leguminivora glycinivorella is the source of this 10631-nucleotide messenger RNA. RefSeq names its product dmX-like protein 2 (gene Rbcn-3A). NCBI's taxonomy places the organism in Eukaryota, Metazoa, Arthropoda, Insecta, Lepidoptera, Tortricidae. The record is from RefSeq and is a predicted model, not a curated record. Gene Ontology annotation, cellular component: RAVE complex. The coding region runs from base 180 to 9869 and encodes 3229 amino acids. Gene Ontology annotation, biological process: vacuolar acidification. Gene Ontology annotation, molecular function: protein binding. The transcript has 62 exons.
UCACGUUCGAUGUAUGGUGUCAUUUCGUUUGUAAUAUUCGUGAUCUAAAGAAAUAUUAAAAUGUUGAGAAGAUUCCUUGUAUGUUUAGUCAGCUAUGUCUUACUACAUUGAAGUUAUGAUAGUGACUUUUGGUGGUGUGGAAAAGUUAUAGCGAAGAAAUUGUAGUUAAAUAGUUCAGUAUGAACUGUCACCAAGUAUUAAGUGGAGCCUGUAAUUCAGGAGAUCAAUGUUUUGCUGUGGGUUCAGUCGAGGGAAUCCCUUUCACAGCAUAUGCUGCAGGCUGCAACAUAGUGAUACUAGCUUCAAAUUUCGAGAGGGUCCAGAUCAUCCCCGGAGCUAUCCAUGGAUAUAUCCGUAUUGGCUCCCUGGACUGCAGUACGGACACUGGAAAGAUUGCUGCUGCGUACGGUGCUGAAGUCUGUAUAUUUGAGCCGACACCGUUGAUCCAUAGUGCUGCUACUACUCAUGGUUUGGAGUACCGAUGGGUGCAAACCGGGAAGCUCACAGCAGAUGGACCAAUCACAGCCCUCUCCUGGAACUUGGAGGGCACACGGCUCCUCACUGGUGGGAAGAUCCUACAGCUCUGGCACCAGGCCUCACUUUACCAGGAGGACAGCCAACCAAGCUCCGGUGUAACAUUCCAAAUCGGCGGCAGCGAUAAAGACGACAAGCCGAAAUUGCAGGAUGAAGAAGAGCCAGGUUGGCUGUGCGUAUGGCAGUGUCAAACGGCAACGCCGGCGCACCACCUCGCCUUCUCGCCAGACGGCGUUCUGUUCGCUACGUCGGGGGUCAACGAUAGAUUAGUUAAAAUCUGGUAUCAAAAUAAAGUAUUGGUCCACGCGCAAGGCGAACACGCGUCGUCAGACCUCAACUACACGUUCAUAUACGUCGCGCACCCGCGGGCGGUCACACAUCUGUCAUGGCGGAAAACGAGCAAAUAUAUGCCCAAAGGCAGCGUCGGCAACGUGCUAGUGACGUCAUGCGUGGACAACAUCUGCCGCGUGUGGUCAGAAACUCUCCUGCCGGACGACGAGUGGGGCGGCUGCGUGACGGCGCACAGCCGCUCACCGCCGCGCCGUCAGCGCGCUACGCACCGCCAUAAACACCGGUUCAUGCAGCGCUUGAAGCACAUGAAGACCUGCUUCCACAUACGACGAAACGCGCAGUCGUCUAAACAGCCCGGGGCGCCCAUCCCCACGUUACCCUCGACGUAUAGUGCACACGACUUCCACAACCCUUAUCACGCCACAUCUUAUACUGGAGGUCUUCAUUUCCAUCUAGCAGCAUCUAUAAACGCGGAGACAGACAUUCCUCUAGUGCCAUCGCUGGCCGGCGGCGGGCGCUUCAUACUGCACUGGCUACACAAUAAGGAAAUGCAUUUCACCAGUCAAGCUGAAGCCAUAUUACAUGAUCUUACUAAAAAGGUUUUAGAUAAAGAAGAGACUGAAGAAGGAGGUUCAGAGCACACCACACAUCCGGACGGAGAGAAUGACGCGAGUAGCGGUAACCACAGCCACCCGACCCUAUCCAACACGACGUCUAUAAACUCAAUAGCAACAGACGUCACAUGCACGCACUUACCAGACUCUUUAGACGCGAAGAUCGAAGGACUUUUACGGGAUUGGCAUCAGAGUCCUGACCUACUGUUCUCUAUACAUCCAGUGGACGGCAGUUUUCUUAUAUGGGUGUGCGAAUGGCUAGACGAACUGCAAGCGGGCGCGAUCCGCCAAGCGCAAGUAUCGUUCUCGGCGCGAAUCCCAUCUGCUUUCCCACUGGGCGACGCUACCACCAUGUGCACACCGGCCGCGUUGUACCACGCCGCGGCGCAGCCGCUAUACGUCAGGCACCGUACCAAGCCUGUCACACCCGGUCAGCAACAACAGCAGCAACCAGAAACCGUGACGACACCCCUGGCUAGUGUGCAGGAGGAAAAAGAGGAUACCGAGUGGCCCCAGAAUGACGAACAGAAAGAGCCUCUUGAAAACGGCCCAUUAGAAGAAAAUAACAACGACAUGAAGCGUAAACAGAGUAUAGCUACUGAAGACCUGGGCGAAAACCAAGAAGGGGACGUGUUAGACUCGGCCCCUGUCAUAUCAAUGGUCACCAACCAUACUAAUGGCACGCUCAAUCUCUGGCAGCUUACGUUUGAUGACAAGUCUAAGUUUUCACAGGUGCUAUCAAUAGGACACGCGUCAAGAGCGUCCGGACAUAGGUUUAGGGUUAACGACAUCACAUGCCAUCCAGUAUUACCUCUAUUACUUACGACGAGCCACCACAACAUAUCAGAUAGUGACAGAGAUACACACGCACCCAAUGACGACAUGGCGGCCGGCGGGCUAUGCUCGGAGCUGAUAAUGUGGCGAGUGGAGUGCGUGGGUCCGCUCGGCAAAUCUGGCGGCGUAUCGGAGCUGGCCAGAGUCAACUCUCCGCAUCUUUCCGCCUUUAGCAACGUGGCGUGGCUGCCAACGUUGCUGCCUAGCACAACUCUCGGCAACCUAUCAAACUCACCCUCAGCGUGUUUCGUGGCGAGCGACGGCGAGAGCCUCCGAGUAUUCCAGGCCGUUAUUGACGCGCGGACCCUUCUCGCCGAGAUAGCCACGUCGGAGCGGCGCCACAACAAUAACGUAAUGCAACACGACACAAUGUCCAUGUCAUCGGAGUCAACACUAGAAGAAGGCGGCGGUAUACCGCUCCACGACCGCAUCAGAAUCGUCUCCCAACAGUCCACCGCCCGGCCCGGCGCCAUCAUACAGCUGCACGCCAUCGCGGACGCCACGCAUGACUGGCACAACACGCAGCUGCUGCACGUGUUCCAGGAGCAGCUCAUCACAGGCGAAAGGACCACAACAGACACUGUCAGCACGGAUUCCGGCGUCGAAGGCGACGUACACACGAUAACAGAAGCUGGCCUAGAAGCAAUAGUGGAUCUACGCAAAGCGGCCGUCUUUAACGAGCCCUUCUACAUUGUGGUUUUAGAACGCACGGACGGAGGCUCCACUGUGCAUAUGUGGAGGCUUACGGUGUCGUCACAGGCGGAUGCUGCAGACGAGCUGACGAAUAGCAUGAUGUAUGUCCCGGACAGCGCAUUGAUCCAAGAAGACGAAGGCGAGUCGCGAAAGAACUCCGUGUCGUUCGACGCGGCAGAACGCCCCACCGCCCCAUCGCCACCUAACUCGCACCUCUCUAUCACUACUAAAAAGGUGUGCGAGUGUCCGCUAGCGUUGCCGGAUGGAGUGGAUGUGAUCCACGCCACGCCAGCCGCUGGUCACUUAAGUUCGGCUUCCAUUUACCCCGCCUGUUUAGCGCCAUACAUUUUAGCCACUGCGUGUUCGGACAGUACACUCAGAUUCUGGAAAUGCAGUGUUACGAAAAAAGACAAUGACGAAUAUGACUAUUCUUGGAAAGAAUGGGAAAUGAUGAAUAAAGAUCAAGAGUCUACUAUUGACAUUCCUGGGCAACCACUCCACAUAAGCGCUGCGUACUCAGGCCGCAUAGCGUGUGCCUACAAAUGCGGGCGCUCCUUCACUCGCCCCAAGGGCGGCAGCUCCACCUCCACCAACUCAAACCCCGACGCGCGCUUCGUGAACCUAUGCGUGUGUGUGUACGAGUGCGAGAGCACUGGCGGCGCGGAGUGGCUUCUAGAAGAUACUAUACCUCUGAAGAACGUCAGCUUGCCGAGGGUCGGUGUGUGCGCGGACACGCAGAUCGACUUGUCUUAUUUGAACAACAGCGCGUUUAUGCAGAAGAAGCUUCGAGUCACGCAGGUCCUUCAAACCCUGUCAUCUGACGAGAGCCGCAACCGCAACGGCGAAGCGGAACCGGGAAAGUCCGCGGGCCUCCUCGCCGUGCCGUCCUUCAGCACGCUGCAGUCUCUUCGGAAGAGUAUCAUGGAGAAUGGAAACACUUGCCCGCUGACCCAGAAACAUUUGGUGCAGCUAGACUGGGUGUCGAAAGAAGAUGGGUCGCAUAUAUUGACUGUGGCCGUUGGGAGUAGGGUCCUGUUGUUUACGGCGGUGUCUAGCGACUUGGCCCAAGCCAACUUGAAGGCUAUGAAAGAAUCCAUUAACAACAACCGUCCCAUACUCCGCAAAGCAUCUUCCCUUGCCGCCCCAUUAUUCGUCGAAGAGAUCCGAUGGAUGCAACUACGACGUAUCCAACUGAAAACCGCUGAUGGUUUACCACCCCUGCCUAUGCAAAUAUCGUGGGUGCGAGAUGGAAUACUUGUGGUGGGAAUGGACUCGGAAAUGCACGUCUAUUCGCAGUGGAAGCCGGAACAUCAGAACGCAUCGUUAGGCAUGUCUGGUGUACAGGAAAUCGAAGAGGGCAGCGAAUCCCGCGCGCUUCGUGACUCUGAUCUACGAGUUUCAGCGCCGCAUUUACAAAGAGUGUCGUCAAUUAACCUGCAGCUGUUAGAGCGGGAUGCAAGACGGCGAAACAAAACACAGCCGGAUCAACCGCAGCCUCUACUCGACUACAUGCCAGACUACGGUCUCUUCGAAGCGUCCCAGAUGGCCUGUCCAGUAUUACCUCAGUACCAUCCCAAACAGCUUAUGGAAUUGCUAAACAGCGGGAAAAUACGAUGGGUCAAAGCUAUACUCGCUCACUUAGUGAGACGUAUAGGCGGCACAUGCGCCGGACGAGGAUCUCAGGGCGAUGAAGACAGUUUAUCCAGACAGCGCGGCUGGUCGCGAUCGCGAACUCUCUCGGUGUCGUUUGCUGCGGGCGCCGUUUCGCCGCUAGAUGGCGUUGCUCAGAUAACAGAAGAUGUGCAGUUGGACUACGCUGAAAUAACAUCGGUGCCUCCGCUACCUCUCUGGACGUUACUCGUGGCUGAUAAGGAAUCAGCUCAUCACCCGUCUACAAUACAAGAGGCUAAGGAUUACGGAGAUCUAUUCGACGGAACUAUGGACGUAGAUGAAGAUUUGGACGCGUUAUUACUGGACGAGGAGGACGGUGCCGUCGAUCGCCGGCCUUCGAUGCCUCCGGAGCGACAGCCGCUAUCACACUUUGGACCUCGUCAAGGUCGUAUUCUCUCCCGAUUGCUGACCCACACACACUUGCCUGGGCUCAGCUCGCUAGACCAGAUGCAUUUGCUGGCGUUGGCCGACACCGUAUCAACUUGUGACGCUGAUUUCACCGAACGCUUCGCCGCCAACGCCCGCGUCGAUGUUGCGCAGCCUGGCCAGGAGAUUCUACCUGACUCUUUAGACGAUUGCGGCCUCCGAUUCCUCCUCGCCAUGAAGCACUACGGCUACCUACUCCGCUGCCUACCUCUCGCCCAACGCGCAAAUCUACAACGGAACGGCGUUGGAACUUGCAACCUGGUCUGGGCCUUCCAUUCAGAGACACACGAACAACUGCUGGCUUUGAUACCUGGCUACUCUAAAGGGCAGCCCAAGUGGACCACUAUGAGAGAGUUAGGUGUCGGCUGGUGGAUCAGAGGUGACCUACUACGCGUAUGUGUGGAGCGCCUUGCGCGUGCUGCCUACAUGGCCAAACAAGACCCGAUGGACGCCGCGUUGUAUUAUCUUGCCAUGAAGAAGAGGAUGCUGCUAUGGGGCCUGUUCAGGUCGAAUAGAGACGAGAAGAUGACCACAUUCUUUUCAAACGAUUUCUCGGAGGAUCGUUGGCGCAAAGCGGCGCUGAAAAACGCCUUCGUGUUGCUUGGACGACAACGAUUCGAACACGCUGCUGCCUUUUUCUUACUUGGCGGAGCCUUGAAAGACGCAUUAGAGGUGCUGAUAACUAGACUAGGCGAUUUGCAGCUAGCCAUGGUUGUUGCAAGAUUGUACGAGUGUGAUAACCCAGCGUCGCCGAGCUUAAAGAAGUUGCUUAUGGACGAAAUUCUUGGGGGUGAAACCGAAGACGGCGAAAUAGACCUAGAAAGAGCACAUCCUGACCCAUUUGUGCGCUCCAUGGCACUCUGGGAACUAAAGCGAUACGGCGAAGCUCUUGACACGCUUCUAGCGCCUGCGGGCCGCUUACACACAGCGCGGGAAUCCCGGGAUAAUGAACCCGUGCCCAGCGUGUUCAACUUCUAUGUGUAUUUGAGGACACACCCGAGGCUGAAGCGACACAAUCUGCCCAGUCAGGGAGCAACGCUGGCCCUGCUCCAACAAGAGUCCGAUGAAGGCAUCACCCGGCUCGAAAGAAGACUGUACUUCCAAACAGCACACGGACACUUCAAGGCCGGUUGCCCCGCGUUAGCUUUAGAAGUAUUAUCGAAGUUGCCGGCGCGUGUAAGAGAUGAGAGGCGGCCGGCGCCCGUGUCCGCGCCGUCUGUUGACGAGGCGACGAUUCAUACCGGGCAGCUGGUUGAUACGAAUGAUACAAAACAAUCCGCGAACCCUGCGUCGGCAGCGACGGAGAUGGAUUGGGGCUCGUCAGCUGUGGAUAUGGACUGGAGUGCGCCCGUCAGCAAGCCUAAAGAGGAAGAACUACUGCUAGACUGGAGCGAGACUGUCAGCAAACCUAAAGAGGACGAACUCGUGCUCAACUGGGACGACGAGGAUGACAAAGGUUCCGGAGCAUCAGGCGCAUCUACACCUCCACUAGAAAUGAAAAUGGAUAAAACAGAAGAGGCCGAAGCGAACGCGGCAGAAAGCGAGAAAGAGAAGGAAGAGGAAGCGCCAUCUGUCGACAUUAUGGCGCAGCAGCUCAAGUUCGUGGCGUGCCUUAAGAUAUUGAUGGAGGAGUUGAGCACGCUUGCCACCGGAUUUGAGGUUGAUGGCGGUCACCUUCGCUACCAACUGUACAUCUGGCUCGAGCGCGAAGUCGAAGCCCUCCGUCGGCUCUGUGGCUACGCGUCCGCCAGCGGCGCGGCCGGUGGCGGCGAGCUUAUCUGUGCUGACGCUGACCCGCCGCCUUUACCCGACCGGCCGACAUUACAUCAGCUGUUGAUAAGGGAGAAAGCGGACUUUGAGGCUAAAGUGCAGAGGGCGGUUAGGAGGAAGAAGUGGCUCAAAGCUAAUGAAACACUCCUCCGAACACUGUUAUCCUACUGCUCGCUACAAGGCGCGGGCGGCGGUGGCCUCGCCUCCGUCCGUAUGGAGCUAGUUCUACUCCUACAAGAGCUAGGACAAGACAAACAGCACCAGCAGUUACUGUCGCCGCUACCGUUCCCCACCACACUACCGCUGCUGGCCGCCGCGGUGGCUACCAACAAUACUGUGGUGGCGGACCCCGUCAGACACCUGCAGUCCGUGGCGCACGACAUGCUGGGAACACUGGGCGAGAUGGGCAUUCCGGGUGGCUCAGCGACUCGUCUAUUACACACACUACGCGUCCUCGCCGUUGCACUCUCCGCCUGCAUCUACCAGAGUCUGUGCGACUCCGACACUUUCCACCUGAGGCACCACCACGUGGACAGUAUUAUUGCCGAAACGCCUGGAACACACACGUCCCAUAUGCUGGCACGACAAAGGCGGUAUUCUACUGAAGAACUCACUGUCACCACCCCACCUAAUAAAUGGCCAGGUGUGUCUGCGUUACGUGGUCUAGCACUCAGGGCCGCCGAAGAAGAAGAAGCUCCUCGGCUCCCCGUACUAUUAGCUGAGGCGUUCUGCGCAGUCUAUCUAGCGUUGCUAGGCUGGGCAUUGGCUGCACGGGACGCGCACUUGCUAUACCGCUUGGCAGCGCAUACUGCUGAUGCUAAAGCGCAUUCUAGACUGUUUGGCGGCGGCGUGCGGAGAUUACUCACCACCGCACCGGCUCCACCACAGCCAAAACUAGUAGAGCGCACCGAAGGCACCUCCGUCUGGUCAUCUCUCCGCGAGAAGCGAGCUCUGCUGAACAUGCGUUUACUUGGACUCGGGCCGUCGGUCCCGCACAAGAACAUCCAGGAAGGCAGGCCUACAUACAGGGAGCAGUUUGUGCCGCCCUACUACAGUAUACUCACGUUCUUAUUAAAUAAGCCGACUCCCGAGCAAGAUUCCGAGUACUGCGAUUACGAUUCAGCAGAAUCAGGAGCCGAGGACCCCGAUGACAGCGGCAGCGAAGCGGACGAUGACGAUAUCUUUGAUACCAACCCGGCAAAAGAAGCGAAGCGCACGAAACUUGUCAACACAGAGCAUUCCGACCCGGACUCUUACUCAUGGGUGCUGAUGCGCGUUGCGGUCCUGCGGCUCUCGCAACAGAAGUUGCAGCACUUCUUACAGCUUUGCGGCAUCGAGAUGUCAGAGCUGGCAACAACGAGUCCAACCGUCCACGCCGCCUUACGUCGAGUCGACCAAUGGCAGCAGCAAUUGACCGAGACUCUGGAGUCCCGUGCUCCGCCCCCCGACUACAUACCUGGCUGCUUCCCUGAACAGUUACCGGCUGGACCGCCUAUCAAUAAAUACAGAUGUUUAUUAGAAAAACACAACACGCCAUUCAACUCGAAUCUAUUUAGUACUGCGCCUGCUAGACGACUAUGGAGCUUCCUCGUUCGUCAGGAGCUAGUUCAGGAAAUAUUCAUCCGAGCGGUGUUCUCCCGGCGUCGAACUCUGUCCCUCACAGCGGAAGCGAUCGGCGAACCUCGUCCGGGCUGUCUUCCUAACCAACAGAGACCUGGGGAUGACCUACACAAUCCAGUCAGAAUUAUACAUAAGGAACAGGAUUCCAUUGCUGCUUUCUGUCUCAACCGGGUCGGUGGUGCCCUACUGGCAGUCGCAACAGCCCGAGAGGUCCAAGAGAUGGACGUGUCGCUCCUACUCCGCGGCGGCGCGAGCUGGGCCGAGGACGAGUGCGAGGUGGACCUGCUGGCGCUCGGGGCCGACCCCGCCGCGCUGCCCGACACCGGCUUCCUGCUCAUACAGCACCAGGACAAGCCCAACAACGGUUCCGUGCCAGGCACUGGCAACAGUUCGCCGUUGAACCCCAACGCGCCGCAGAUCCCGGUCGGUAUGGCUAGUCAGACCGGACGAGGCGCUAGCGUUGUGAAGGGCUUGCAGUUCCCGGGUUGCCACGACGCGAAAUACUGUCGCCUGGUGCUCCACCGUUCGAAGCUUCUCAUGAAACCGGUGCUGAAACACAAAAUCGAUAACAUCAAGCGUAUGGCAGCUCAUCCAUCGCAACCAUUGUACCUGACGGGCGGUGCCGACGGCUCAGUCCAGCUCUGGGAAUGGGGCCACUCGUCGUGCGUGUGGUCGGUGCGCGCGCCCGGCGCCUUCGCCAAGGUCACCCGCGUGCGGUUCUCCGACUACGGCAAUAAGUUUGCGGCCGCUGAUGCGGAUGGGAACUUGGCUAUGUGGCAGUUGCACCCGUCAGCUCAGCAGCAGGAUUCUACGCAACCACACGCAUCAGUUAGACCAUUCUUCACUCACCAGUGUCAUAGUAAAGGAAUUAGUGAUUUCGUUUUUCUUGGUUCCUGCAGUUUAGUUGCUACAGCCGGGCAUAGUUCGGAAAGCAAAAAUGUUGCCAUAUGGGAUACGUUGAUGCCUAUCAAGAAAGCGUUAGUUGUUUCAUGGACAUGCCAUGAAGGCGGUGCCGCAUGCCUAGCAUGGGCGGGCUCCGCCGGCGCGCUAGUGUCCUGCGGCCGACGCGGCGACGUGUUCGUGUGGGACCUACGCACGCGAACCCCACGCCACAAGCUGCACGCUCACCACGCGCCCAUCAAGUGCGUCGCGCUCUCGCACCACGAGGACCAGUAUGCUAUAGGCACGGCUGACGGAGACAUCAAGGUGUUCUCACUGAUGACGCACCAGCUGCUGCACACGUUUGCCGGCGAGCACGCACGCAGCUCUUUCUUCAAGCAUAUCGGCCAGGGCGUCACGCAGAUUCAUAUCGAUAGCGCCGGUCGACUGUUCUCGUGCGGCGCGGACGGCACCAUGAAGGUGCGCAAGCUGCCCGAACGCGACACGCCUCCGCCGAGCCACGCGCAGUAUAACUAAUAGGCAGGCGAGGCGCAACAGCGGAAGCAGUUGUCGGCUUACCCGCGAUACCCUUGUGAUGUAUUUAUCGUUACUGCUACUCAAUAUUACGAGUAUGAGAUAUACGCUGUUAGACUAGUCACUGUUAUUAAAUCUUUAGUUAAUUCUAGUGUGAAAUAUUCGCUAUUUUUAUCGUAAUGUACCUUUGUCCUAGAUGAAAGAUAUAAUUUAUUUAUUCGCACGUGCUGUUGGUUGAAUUUGUAUAAGUCCACUUUAUCGGCCGCGGGCCUAAGUGAAUGGAUAAUGGAGUUGGUGUGCUCGCAUUUUGAAAUCAUUAUCAUAUAACACGGUCUUAUCUUGUGUUUACGGAAUCAAAUAGCAUUUGAUUAGCAGGCUCUGCAAGUGACAUAAAUAACUUCAUUAAAAUGUGACGUCGUAAUACUUGAACAGUCUGUGCAUUAAUAUUUUACUUACUUUUAAACUUCAAAAUCGCAUGAUUAAUACUUAGUACAAUUCUUACCAGGGCUUAAAACUAAAUGUGGCGAGGCUGGUUUGUUUCAAUUUAUAUCGAAUAGUAAUUAAAAACAAUAUAGGUAAUAUGUAUAACUGUAUCAAUCCCGUCGAGCCACAUGUUUUGAAAAAUCGGACUUAAAAACUACGUUUGUUUGUUGUAGGGAACAAAUCAAUUUAUUUUAUUAAAUAUUUUUUGAUUUGUGUUUUUAAGUAGUAGCACUACUUUAUAUAAAUUAUAAACUGAAAUAGAUACCAUACACUAAAGAAAAA